UUUUUUAAAUUUAAAUAAAAGCCUAAACUUGCUUGGCGACCCUAUCUUCUUCCUCCAUAAAAUAAAAUCUAUAACUAUCACCUCGCCCGCUGGGAUUUUCUAUUUUGUUUCUAUCUUUUCCGAUCCCAAACCUUUUACUUUUUUUUUAUCAGAAAAAGAAGAAAAGCCUCUCAUUUGAUCACCAUGACACUUCACUCAAAGUUUCAAGUGAAUUCAAUUAUCGGGAAAAAACAGUGAAAUCGAGUGGCAAAGUUGACUUAACGAAGUAUAUUAAGCAAUUCCCUGCUUUUUCUGUCUAUAAAGUUUGGAGCUUUACAUAUUAUUCCUGGAUGAAUACAUGGAAGAGUAAAAAUUAUGAAACUGACAAAAGUGCCAAGCCGUCUUAUUUUAACUUACCACCUUUGGAUGUUUCGGUUGCAUUCCCUCAAGCAACUCCGGCAUCUACUUUUCCUCCUUGUGCUUCUGAUUAUUAUCAAUUUGAUGAUUUAUUGAGUCUUGAGGAGCAGGCUAUCCGUAAGAAAGUAAGAGAGUGUAUGGAAAAGGAAGUAGCUCCUGUAAUGGCUGAGCUGAUUUGCAUUUUUCCUCUCAGUAUUGGGAGAAGGCAGAGUUUCCAUUCCAAGUUGUUCCAAAACUUGGUGCUCUUCAUAUUGCUGGUGGGUUAUGGAUGCCCGGGUCUCUCCCUCACUGGAAGUGCUAUUGCAAUUGCAGAGGUUGCUAGAGUUGAUGCAAGUAUCUCAACUUUUUUCUUAGUGCAUUCAUCUCUGGCCAUGCUUACAAUUGCAUUAUGCGGGUCAGAGGAACAGAAGCAGAAAUAUUUACCUUCUUUGGCACAGUUAAAAACCAUAGCUUGUUGGGCUUUGACUGAGCCUGACUAUGGAAGUGAUGCUAAUUCUCUGAAGACAAUUGCAACAAAGGUAGAGGGAGGUUGGAUACUUGAGGGACAAAAACGCUGGAUAGGAAACAGUACUUUUGCAGAUGUGUUGGUUAUUUUUUCCAGGAAUAGCACAACCAACCAGAUAAAUGGAUAUAUAGUUAAGAAGGAUUCCCCCGGAUUGACAGCUACAAAAAUGGCAAACAAGAUUGGAUUGCGAAUUGUUCAAAAUGGAGAUAUUCUCUUAAAGAAAGUCUUUGUUCCUGAUGAGGACAGGUUACCUGGUGUCAACUCUUUUCAAGAUACAAGCAAGGUACUGGCUGUUUCACGAGUAAUAGUUGCAUGGCAAUCUGUUGGUAUAUCGAUGGGUGUCUAUGAUAUGUGUCACAGGUAUCUGAAGGAGAGGAAACAGUUUGGAGCACCAUUGGCAGCCUUCCAAAUUAACCAGCAGAAACUUGCUCGCAUGUUGGGCAAUGUUCAAGCAAUGACCCUUGUUGGUUGGCGCCUUUGCAAAUUGUACGAAAAGGGUAAAAUGACUCCUGGUCAUGCUAGCUUGGGAAAGUCGUGGAUUAGCUUGAAGGCAAGAGAGACGGUCGCUCUUGGGCGGGAGUUACUUGGUGGCAACGGAAUUUUGGCUGAUUUUCUAGUUGCAAAGGCAUUCUGUGAUUUGGAACCUAUUUACACAUUUGAAGGCACAUAUGACAUCAACAGCUUGGUAACUGGUAGGGAAAUCACUGGUUUUGCCAGCUUCAAGCCAGCCCCAAUGAGCCAGCGAAGCCGCCUGUGAUAGCGUGAACUUUCUUCCUGGGCUGUGUGGGAGGUGGUUUCUUCAGUUUUGUAAAAACAAAGCUAAAACAAAGUCGAUGAACUUAUUUUAGAAGAAGUUAACAAGUUCUGUAUAACACGUUGCAUUAUUGUAAUAAAAGAAUAGCUUGCUUAUUACAAUUCUUGGAUACCGAUGCUCGUAAGUAACAAGCAUCCCUAGGCACUGAACCAUAAUUAAUUAGCUAGGCACGGAAAUGCACAUACAAAGAAGGGUAAAUCAAAGGGUAGACAUCAAGUCAUCAACACGGCCGGUGAGGACCUUAGCCCUGUCCUAGACUAAUUCCUGACCUGAUCGAUAGCCGUUAAGACUUUGAAGUUGUCAAAAAAUCCCCUGAACAAAUACAAAAGAUAUCAUAUAUUAUCAACCAUGUCUGUUCCUACCUAUAAUCUC
This is a messenger RNA of Durio zibethinus, 2087 nucleotides long. The record is from RefSeq and is a predicted model, not a curated record. Lineage: Eukaryota; Viridiplantae; Streptophyta; Magnoliopsida; Malvales; Malvaceae.